Molecule: messenger RNA, 1563 nt
Organism: Ruditapes philippinarum (Manila clam)
Lineage: Eukaryota; Metazoa; Mollusca; Bivalvia; Venerida; Veneridae
Product: orexin receptor type 2-like
Biological process (GO): neuropeptide signaling pathway
Cellular component (GO): membrane
Molecular function (GO): neuropeptide receptor activity
Source: RefSeq, a predicted model, not a curated record
CAGAACAGCUGAAUGAAGAAUUUCAAAAUGCAGUAUUACCAGUCACUGUGUUUGUUGGCUUUGAAGCAGUUCUCGGAUUUUUCGGAAUUUUACUGGUACUCUAUGUGUUUUCAUUCCACUAUCACGUGUGUAACUUCCGGUAUUUCGUGAUGCGUUUAGCGAUAAUUGACGUCACAAGUAGUUUGACCACGAUUCCAGGAGAGAUUGUGACGCAGCUAUAUUGGUAUGUGUAUCCUCAGCGUGAGCUGUGUAAGAUAAAAUCAUUCUUUAAUGUUUUCACUGUUUCUGCCGAAGCAAUGUGUCUACUCACUAUCGCAUUCGAUCGUUACAGGAAGAUAUGCAAGCCUUUGGGUUGGCAAAUCAAGCCCAGAACCGCUGUAUACGUGUGCGCAGCUAUAUUUGCCGUUGCAGUUAUACUGUCUUUUCCAGUGGCAAUAUUAUGGGGAACACAUUCGCAUCUAAAAGUAUAUAAAGGUGUUUUAAUAAAUGUCACGGUGUGUGAAAAGGAUGAACAUUUCGAGAAUACGAAAUAUCCACUAAUAUAUUCGCUCACUGUUGAAGUAAUUGUUUCCAUAAGUCUUCUUUUGAUGCUUAUUUUAUAUGUAUUAGUUGCAAGGAAACUGUUAAAAGAAAAGCAAAAGAGAAAGAAAGCUUACGCUAAUCCACCAAUUGUAGUGGUUACGCCAGCAACCGCGUCACAAACUGAUUUCUCUUGUAACGCCAUCACCGUUAAUUCCCAUACAGAAUUUAGCGAUACCGGCAUCAGUUCCUUCUUGGAUAUGAAUGGACAACCUAGAAAUGAUCGUAAAAACCCGAAUGUCACGUCUGACGACGAAACUGAUUCUCAAGAACUUGGUACAACCCUUCAAAUACCGACACAAGGAAAGCACGGCCUACCAAGCACAGCGCGCCAAUCCCCCAACUCUCCACGACAAUCGCGACAAAAAAAUGAACAUUUCUUCCAGAGUUAGACGUAAAACACUUGUACAUGUAAUAUUCAUUAUAAUUAUAUAAUUAUAUAAGAUAUGUUAUUACUAUUUUCAUUGGAUGUUAGCACUUGAUGCAAACAGGAACACGAAGUUAAUAUACAUGCAGUACUUGUUGUUUUUAGAAAAGGUAUAGAUGUAAGAAAUACAAGUGUUAGCAUUUCCAAAAAUAUUGUAAAUUGCGUACAGCCGAGUAUCCGGAUUUUUUUGUUCUUUAUGUAAAAUAAACUCUUUCCUGAACGAAAGCGAUAAUGUUUCUUCUUUUUUAUUUAAAGAGAAAUAUUCUGAAUUCAGUUUACCCCGCAGGAGCCUGCAAAUUGGUUUCGAGCUUUGUACAUAAAGAUAGUAUAUUAAAUAUAGGUAAUAAUUUUUUAUGAAUAAGUAAAUGUUUAUCAAAUGUAACUUAUCAUUUUCUUGAGAGAAUCUGGUUACUCGGGUACAUAAAGUUUAGAUUCAUCGACAUGUUAUCUUACAGGAUCUAGGCCAAUAAAGAUUUUUCCCCAUUCAUGAUGAUAAAGUAUGAAGAACGCAAUCUCUUCUCACUUAGCACGAAUCGUCACAAGACAUAACGGGUAUU